This is a messenger RNA of Fusarium graminearum PH-1, 1128 nucleotides long. RefSeq lists its product as uncharacterized. The coding region runs from base 1 to 1128 and encodes 375 amino acids. The record is from RefSeq and is a predicted model, not a curated record. The transcript is spliced from 4 exons. Gene Ontology annotation, cellular component: fungal-type vacuole membrane. Lineage: Eukaryota; Fungi; Ascomycota; Sordariomycetes; Hypocreales; Nectriaceae.
AUGGACCGUUCUAGUCAGGAUAUUGACCUUGAGUCUCUUGGCUCGAUUGAUUCAGCCCAUCAUCAACCAGUCCCAGAACGAACAGUCUCUCGUACUGACACCAACACCGAUGAAGCUGCCUUGGAAGAGUUCGAGCCGAGCAUCUUGGAGCGAGCUGUGGAUUCAAUCUGGGGUAAAUUCUCAUCGAGCGAUGGAAGCGACCAGGUACCUCAUCCUGACCGUGGUUGGAGGUCAUGGUGUAGCAUCCUGUCAUGUCAUUUGAUCUUUAUGAACACUUGCGGUUGGGUUAACUCUUCCGGUGCUUUCCAGAUGUAUUACACUGAGAAUACGUCUCUUCCCGCAGGCAAUAUCUCAUGGAUCGGAUCUAUCGGCGCUUGCUUUCUCUUCUUCUUUGGGGCUCUGACGAGCUGCCUGGUCUAUGCUAAUACUGUUUGCUGGAUCUUCAGUAUAGGCAUUAUCCUGCAGUUCUUCGGUCUCAUUCUUACUUCGGGCGUUUUGAUCGGCUUGGGUCACGGUCUCAUCUUCUGUCCUGCUCUUGCAGUUCUCUCAACUGACUUUGCGACACGAAGACCCCUUGAGAUCGGUGAAGCUGGUCACCUUGAUCCUCGCGCUGAUACUGGUCAAACCCAAACAUUGUAUUCACGAACCGCCUUCAAUGUCCCCCUCUCUUCUGAGAAAUCACUACAACUGCUCGUAAUCUUCAACGGCACUGGUAUUGUCGGCUACUUUGCCACGUUCGUGACAGGGCGUGCCUAUUGGAUUAUCAAUAUAUUAACACUAGUCACGCUAGCCGCAUCACUAUUCCUAUACUUUUGGAUAGCCGUACAAAAUUCUGUGGGCCUCUGUACAGAGUCUUUUGUCUACGGGCGUGUUGUCGUUCACAGGGGAUCAGGACAGGCGCGGGUGAGAGCCAGCAUGACGUUCAUGGUCGCGAGCAUUGCGGCGUUGACUGGACCGCCCAUUGCAGACGCAAUCAUAGAGCUACAAGGGAGCUAUAUGGGUGCGCAAGUUUUUGGCGGGUCGGUGACACUGUUGGGUUUUGCAAUUUUGGUUGCAGCGAGGAUUAUGUGGAUGAAAAGAACCAGCGUUGGAUGGUUAGAAAAGAAUCUGAGCAUCCACGGAUUCUGA